CUCAAACUGACGCGUUUGUUCUGUGUCUUUCACUGUGACUCGAGUUCUUCUGUGGUCUGCUAUUGUGCCUUCGUGUCCGAACGAUCGAGGACAACUAUUUCCUUCUCUUCAGGAAUAUCGCCGUUAGUACACAGUGAGAAUUUAACAACAGCCAUCGAUUACCAGUAGUUCGAGUUUGAAGGUCACCGGCCUCUAGUGUUCGACAUCAUCAUGGCUAACAAUCCUUUACCAUACAGAAGACUUUUAUGGGGAGUUGCCUUGCUGUUACUAGCUACGGAUACGGAGGAAAGGGCAUUUCCAAGAAAUCCAGAAUUCAUCGCAGAUGACGAUCUGCUAAAUCAACCGGAGCUAGAGCCUGUUUACAACGAGGGAAUGUUAGUUGGUUACUCUCCCAUUCAAGACGAUUCAAGUGGUGUAGGCAUUGAAGUCAUAACUUCUGCACCAGUAAACAACUCUGAAAGUAAAACUCCACUUCUUCCCACACCAAUAGCCACGGUGAUAGCUAGCGAAACCCCGCCUCCUAAGCAAGCGCAGAAAGUUACCGAUGACAUAAGCGACAGCUUGGAAAAUGGUGAAGAUCCCUCUGAGCCCGGCACAGGCGACAUAAUAGAUAUCAUAGAUGUUGAACCAACUACUGCUCCUAUAAGAAAACCCUCUACUAAAAAGGAAAGAACAGCAAUUCCCCCAGUGGUUCAAACAACCAAACCAAACUCACAAAAAGGAAAAACAGAAGUUAGCCUAGCCACAGAUGACAUUAUUGACAUCGUGGGAAAUGGAGCAGAAUCAACCGAGCCUUCAAUAGACUUCACAGACGUUAAGCACACCACAACUGAAGGACAAACAACAGCUGGACCUACUGAAGGGAGGACGACAGCUGUGCCCACUGAGAAACAAACAAAAGUUGUAAAAAUAACAGCGGCACCAACGGUAAAAGUUACCACCGGUGCACUAACAGAGGAGGAAACAAAAGCUGCACCGACUGAAGGAAAAAAAACAGUUGCGCCAACUGACGAGGUACUCACAGCUGCACCAACUGAGGAACAAAGAACGGCUACACCAACUGAGGGAGAAACAACAGCUCCACCACCAGAGGUAAUAACAACAGCUGCACCAACUGAAGAACAAAGAGAAGAAACAACUGAAAAAGUGCCUACAGCUGCAAAAACAGAAGAGAAAAUAACAGUACCAGCUUCUCAAGAAGUUACAACGGCCACGCCUUCUGAAGAAGAAACAACAACUGCACCAACUAAGGCAACAACCACUGCACCAACAGAAGAUAUCAAAACUGCACCUACUGAAGAAAAAACAACAGCUGCACCUUCUGAGGAGGCAACAGCAGCUACUGAAAAAAAAACAACAGUUGAACCUACUGAAGAGCAAGUAACAUCUCCACCAAGUGAAGAACGAACGACAGUUACACCAACUGAAGAACAAAAAAAAGCUGCUCUAACUGAGGAAGAAAAAACGAUAGCAUCUACUGUACAAGAAACAACAACUGCGAUUGAUGAAGACAAAACGACAGCUGCACCAACUCAAAAGGUAAAUACAGAUGAGCCUACCGAAGAAGAAACAACAGAUGCACCAACUCAGAGAGUAACAACAGCCCAACCUACGGCUGUAUCAACCACGGAAAAAACAACAACUGUGCCCCUUGAAGAAAAAACAACAGCUGCACCAAUUGAGGAAGAAAAAACAGCUGCACCAAGCGAAGAAGAAACAACCGAUGCACUAACAGGGGAAAAAACAAGCGCAGCACCAACUGAGGAAAAAAUAACCGCUGCACCAAAAGAAGAAACAACAACUGUAUCAACUAAGGAGGUGACAACUGCUGCACCAACUGAGGAGGAAAUAACCGCCGCACCAACUGAGGAAAAAGCCACACCCACACCUACUGAAGAAACAUCAAUAGCCGCAUCAACAAAGAAAGAAAAAACAACCGCACCAACUGAGAAAGAAACAACGGCUGUACCGACAGAGGAAGAAACAACGGCUGCACCAACCAUGGAAGGAACAGCAACUUUACCAACUGAGGAACAUACAACGGCUGCACCAAAUGAGAAAGAAACAACAGCUCCAGCUUCUGUGGAUAAAACAAACACUACGCCAACUGAGAGGGAAACAACAGCUGCAACAACUGAGGGAGCAACAAAGCCUGCACCAACUAAAGAAGAAACAACAGCUGCACCAACUGAAGAAGAAACAAACGCUGCAUCAACGGAGGAAGAAGCAACCCCGGCACUCAUUAGCGAAGCAACAAAGGCUGCUCCCAAUAAGGAAGAAACGACAGCUACACCUACUGAAGAGGCAAUAACAGCUGCACCAUCAAAGGAGGUAAGGACAUUUCUACCUACUGAAGAAGUAACAACACUAGCACCAAUUGAGGAAAAAACAACAGCAAUACCAAUUGAGGAAAAAACAACUGCAGCACCAGCUGAGGAAAAAGCAACGGCUGCAGCUACUGAAGAAGUGACAACAUUUCUACCUACUGAGGAAGUUACAUCUCCACCUAGUGAAAAAGUGACAACAGCCACUUUAACCGAGGAAGAAACAACAGCUGCACCAACUGAGGACGAUACAACAGCUACACCAAAAGAGAUAAAGACAACCGCUGCCCCAUCUGAGAAAAAAACAGCUGCAUCGACAGAAGAGAAGACAACAGCUGCACCAACUGAGGAAGCAGUUACAGCUGCACCAACAGAGGAAGCAACAACAGCUGCACCAACAGAGGAGGAAACAACAGCUGCACCAACUGAGGAAGAAACAACGGCUGCCAUCUCUGAGGAAGCAAAAACAGAUGCACCAACUGAGGAAGAAACAACAGCUACCUCAAAGGCAAAAAAACCAAGUGCAGCACCCACUGAGGAAGCAACAACUGCUGCACCAACAAAGGAGGAAACAACGCUCGCAGCAACUGAGGAAGAAACAACCGCUUCCCCAUCUGAGAAAAAAACAACUGCUGCACCAAUUGAGGAAGAAACAAAACCUACCCCAAAAGAGAAAAAAACAAGCGCUGCACCAACUGAGGAAGAAACAACGGCUGCCCCAACUGAAGAAAUAACGACAGCUACACCAAAUGGGGACGAAGUAACAGCUGCCCCUACUGAGGAAGAAACAAGCGCUGCACCAACUGAGGAAAAAACAACGGCUACAUCAACUGAGGAAAAAACCACUGCUGCUACUACUGAGGACGUGACCACAUCUUCACCUACCGAGACGGUAACAUUUCCUCUAAGUGAAGAAGUGACAACAGCUACUUUAACUGUGAAAGAAACAACAGCUGCACCAAAAGGGGUAGAGACAACAACUGCCCCAUCUGAAAAAGCAAUAACAGCUGCACCAGAAGAGGAACAAACAACAGCUGCACCAAUAGAGAAGGAAACAAUGACUGUACCAACUGAGGAAGAAACAACCGCUGCCCCAUCUGAAAAAGCAACAGCUGCACCAACAGAGGAGGAAUCAACUGCUACAACAACUGAAGAAGCAUCAACGGCUGCACCAACAGAGGAGGAAACAACAUCUACUCCAACUGAGGAAGAAACAACCGCUGCUCCAUCUGAGGAGCCAACAACAGCUGCACCAAUAGAAGAAGAAACAACAGCUGCACAAAAAGAGGAAAAAUCAAGCACUGCACCAACCGAGGGAGCAACAACAGCUGCACCAACAGAAGUAGAAACAACGUCUGUACCAACUGAAGAAGAAACAACUGCUGCCCCAUCUGGGAAGGCAACAGCUGCACCAACAGAGGAGAAAACAACGUCUGCACCAACUGAGGAAGAAACAACUGCUGCCCCAUCUGGGAAGGCAACAGCUGCACCAACAGAGGAGGAAACAACGACUACACCAACUGAGGAAGCAUCAACAGCUGUACCAACAGAGGAGGAAACAACAGCUGCACGAAAAGAGGAAAAAACAACUGCUGCCCCAUCUGUGAAAGUAACAGCUGCACCAACAGAGGAGAAAACAACGGCUGCACCAACUGAGGAAGCAUCAACAGCUGCACCAACAGAGGUAGAAACAACAGCUGCACCAACUGAGGAAGAAAUAACUGCUGCCCCAUCUGGGAAAGUAACAGCUGCACCAACAGAGGAGGAAACAACGGCUGCACCAACUGGGGAAGCAUCAACAGCUGCACUAACAGAGGAGGAAACAACGGCUGCACCAACUGAGGAAGCAUCAACAGCUGCACCAACAGAGGAGGAUACAACGGCUGCAUCAACUGAGGAAGAAACAACUGCUGCCCCAUCUGGGAAAGUAACAGCUGCACCAACGGAGGAGGAAACAACGGCUGCACAAACUGCGAAAGCAUCAACAGCUGCACCAACAGAGGAAGAAACAACAGCUGCACCAACUGAGGAAGAAACAACUGCUGCCCCAUCUGGGAAAGCAACAGCUGCACCAAUAGAGGAAGAAACAACGGCUGCAUCAGCUGAGGAAGCAUCAACAGCUGCACCAACAGAGGAGGAAACAACAGCUGAACCAACUGAGGAAGCAUCAACAGCUGCACCAACAGAGGAGGAAACAACGGCUGCACCAACUGAGGAAAAAACAACUGCCGCCCCAUCUGAGAAAGCAACAGCUGCACCAACAGAGGAGGAAACAACAACUGCACCAACUGCGAAAGCAUCAACAGCUUCACCAACAGAGGAAGAAACAACAGCUGCACCAACCGAGGAAGAAACAACUGCUGCUUCAUUUAAGACCCCAUCAACAGCUGUACCAACGGAGGAAGAAACGACAGCUGGCCAAAAAGAGAAAAAAACAAGCAUUGCACCAACUGAGGAAGCAACAACAGCUGCACCAAUAGAGGAGGAAACAACAGCUGCACCAACUGAGGAAGAAACAACCCCUGCUCUAUCUGAGGAGCCAACAACAGCUGCAGCAAAUGAGGAGGAAACGACAGCUGCCCAAAAAGAGAAAAAAACAAGCGCUGCACCAACUGAGGAAGCAACAACAGCUGCACCAACAAAGGAAGAAACAACGGCUGCACCAACUGAGGAAGCAUCAACACCUGCACCAACAGAGGAGGAAAGAACGGCUGCACCGACGGAAGAAGAAACAACUGCUGCCCCAUCUGAGAAAGCAACAGCUGCUGCAACAGAGGAAGAAACAACUGCUGCCCCACCUGAGGAAGCAACAACAGCUGCACCAACUGAGGAAGAAACAACAGUUCCCUCAACUGAAGGAAAAACAACAGCUGCACCAACUGAGGACAAAACAACGUCUGCACAAAACGGGAAAGAAACAAGUGCUGCACCAACUCUGAAAGAAACAACGGCUGCCUCAACUGAGGAAGAAACAACACCUGAAGCAACUGAGGAAGCAACAAAAGCUGUACCAACUGAGGAAGUAACCACAGCUACACCAUUUGAGGAAGCAUCCACAUUUUCACCAACUGAACGGGUAACAACAUCAUCUACUGAUGAAGAACAAACAACAGGUGCUCCUACUGACAAAGAGACUACAGCUGACGACAUAACAACAGCUGUAUUUAAAACUACUGAAAAAGCAACAACGGCUGCAUUUACUGAAGAACAAACAACAACUACAUCUACCGUAAAGCAAACAACUCCUGCACCAAGUAAGGAGAUCAAAAAGACUACAGCAAGCAAAGAACAAACAAUUGCUGCCUCAACAAGGAAAGCAACGACAGCUCCACCUACAGAUAAAGUAGCAACUGAUGAUGAAGCAAUAACAAUUAGAACUACUAGCAAGGCAACACGUAUUGCAUCAACAUCAGCUAUCCAAACUACAGGAGCAAUAUUGGCCGUUAUAACUGUUCCUCCUCCCGAUGUAUCAGGCCAGGAACUGGCUUCGACAGCCAAGCCAAGUACUUUAGUGCAAGAAACCACAGAGGUAACGAAAAAAGCAGCUGCAACCACUCAGAAAGUAAUAACAGCUGCACCUAUUGAUGAAACAACCUCAGUCAAAGCUACUGGAGGUGCAAUAACAGAAACACCUACUAAGGGAGUAACUACAGUUGCAUCAACCGAGGAAGUAAUAACAGCAGGACCUCCUGAGAGAGUAACAACAGUUGCACCUAUUGAGGAGAAAACAACAGUAGCAUCUACCAAGGAAAGAACAACAGUUGUAACUACUGGGGAAAUAACAACGGCUGCACCUACUGAGAAAGAAUCAACAAGAGCACCAACUCAGGGAAUGACAAGUGCUGUGGCAACUGAGGAAAUAACAGCUGAACCUGUGAUGGAGACAAGCACACCUUCCCCUACUGAGGAAGCAAAAACGCCUUCGGCAACUGAGGAAGCAACAACGGGUGAACUUAUUAAGGAAAUAACGACAGUUGGACCUACUGAGAAAGAAACAACGGCUACAACAACUGAGGAAGCAACAACAGCUGCACCUACCAAGGAAAGAAAAACAACUGUGCCAGCUGAGGGAACAACAACAGUAGGUGUAACUGAGAAGGUAACAACAGCUGAACGUGUUGCGGAGACAACUGAAGCUGCACCAACUAAGAAACAAACAACGACUGCACCAACCAUGGCAGAAACAACAGCUGCACCAACCGAAGAAAUAACAACGGCUGCAUCAACUGAGGAAAAAACAACAGCUGCACUAACUGAGGAACAAACAACAGUUACUAUGACUGACGAACAAACAACAGCUGCACCAACCGAGGAAGAAACAACACCUGCACCAACUGAAGAACUAACAACACCCGCACCUUCUCAAAAAGUAACAACGGCCGUAUCAACUGAGGAAAUGACAAAAACCGCAAUAACUGAGAAACUAACAACGGCUGCACCAACUGAAAAACAAACAACAUUAGAACCAACUGAAGACCAAACGACGGCUUCACCAACUGAAAAAGAAACAACGGCGGCACUAACACAAGAAAUAACAACAGCUGCACCAAGUGAGGAGGAAACAACAGCCGCACCAACUGAAGACCAAACAACAGCUUCACCAACUGAAAAAGAAACAACGGCGGAACCAACUGAAGAAGGAACAACGGCGGCACCGACUGGGGAGGAAACAACAAUUGCACCAACUGAGGAACAAACAACGCUAGCACCAAUUGAAGAAGGUACAACGGCGGGACCAACAAAAGAAGGUACAACGGCUACACCAACUGAGGAGGAAAUAAAAGCUGUACCAACUAAAGAACAAACAACAGCUUCACCAUCUGCAAAAGAAACAACAGCAGCACCAACCGAGGAACAAACAACACUUGCACCAACAGAAAAAGAAACAACAACAACACCAACUAGGGAACAAACAACAGCUGUACCAACUGAGGGAGAAACAACAGUUGCACCGACUGAAAGACAAACAACGGCGGCAGCAACUGAAGAUAUAACAACAGUUGCCCCAACUGAGGAAGAAACAACAGCUGCACCAAGUGAGGAGGAAACAACAGCUACACCAACUGAAGACCAAACAACAGUCUCACCAACUGAAAAAGAAACAACAGUUGCACUAACUGAAAAAGAAACGGUGGAACCAACUGAAGAAAUGACAUCAGUUGCACCAACUGAGGAAGAAACAACAGUUGCGCCAACUGAAAAAGAAACAACGGCGACACCAACUAAAGAAAUAACAACAGUCGCACCAACUGAGGAAGAAACAACAGCUGCAACAACUGAAAAAGAAACAACGGCGGAACCAACUGAAGAAAUUACAACAGUUGCACCAACUGAGGAACAAACAACGCCUGCACCAACUGAAGAAGGAACAACGGCGGCAUCAAGUGAGGAAGAAACAACAGCUGCACCAACUGAAGACCAAACUACUGCUUCACCAACUGAAAGAGAAACAACGGCGGCACCAACUAAGGAACAAACAACACUUGCACCAACUGACGAAAAAACAACUGCAGCACCAACUAUGGAAGAAACAACAGUUUCACCGACUGAAAAACAAACAACGGCGGCAGCAAUUGAGGAAGUAACAACAGCUGCAACAACUGAAGACCAAACAACAGCUUCACCAACUGAUAAAGAAUCAACAGCGGCACCAACUGAGGAAGAAACAACAGUCUCACCAACUGAAAAACAAACAACAAAGGCAGAAACAGAAGAAAAAACAACCGUUGCACCAACUGAGGAAGAAACAACAGCUGCACCAACCGAGGACCAAACAACAGCUUUACCAACUGAGCAAACGACAGCUGCACCAACUGAGGAAGAUACAUCGGCUGCACCAACAGAGGAGGAAACCACGGCUGCACCAACUGAGAAGGAAACACCAAUUGCACCAACUGAGGAGCAAACGACAGCUGCACCAACUGAGGAAGAUACAACGGCCGCACCAAUUGAGGAGGAAACAACAGUUUCACCGACUGAAAAACAAACAACGGCGGCAGCAAUUGAGGAAGUAACAACAGCUGCAACAACUGAAGACCAAACAACAGCUUCACCAACUGAUAAAGAAUCAACAGCGGCACCAACUGAGGAAGAAACAACAGUCUCACCAACUGAAAAACAAACAACAAAGGCAGAAACAGAAGAAAAAACAACCGUUGCACCAACUGAGGAAGAAACAACAGCUGCACCAACCGAGGGCCAAACAACAGCUUUACCAACUGAGCAAACGACAGCUGCACCAACUGAGGAAGAUACAUCGGCUGCACCAACAGAGGAGGAAACCACGGCUGCACCAACUGAGAAGGAAACACCAAUUGCACCAACUGAGGAGGAAACGACAGCUGCACCAACUGAGGAAGAUACAACGGCCGCACCGAUUGAGGAGGAAACAACAGUUGCACCAAGUGAAGUACAUACAACAGCUGCACCAACAGAGGAGGAAACAACGGCUGCACCAACUAAAGACCAAACAACAGCUUCACCGACUGAAAAAGAAACAACGACGGCACCAACUAAGGAAGAAACAACAGCUGCACCGACUAAGGAAGAAACCACGGCUGCAGCAACUGAGGAAGAAAGGACAGCUACACCGACCGAAGAAGAUACAACUGCCGCACCAACUGAGGAGGAAACAACAGUUGCACCAAGUGAGGAACAAACAACAGCUGCACCAACAGAGGAGGAAACAACGGCUGCACCAACUGAAGACCAAACAACAGCUUCACCGGCUGAAAAAGAAACAACAACGGCACCAACUAAGGAGGAAACAACAGCUACACCGACUGAGGAAGAUACAACGGCUGCACCAACUGAGGAGGAAACAACAGUUGCACCAAGUGAGGAACAAACAACAGCUGCACCAACAGAGGAGGAAAUAACGGCUGCACCAACUGAAGACCAAACAACAGCUUCACCGACUGAAAAAGAAACAACGACGGCACCAACUAAGGAGGAAACAACAGCUGCACCGACUAAGGAAGAAACCACGGCUGCAGCAACUGAGGAAGAAACGACGGCUGCACCAACUGAGGAACAAACAACACCUGUAGUAACAGAGGAAGAAACAACGGCUGCACCAACUGAAGACCAAACAACAGCCUCACCAACUAAAAAAGAAACAACGACGGCACCAACUAAGGAGGAAACAACAGCUGCACCAACUAAGGAACAAACCACGGCUGCAGCAACUGAGGAAGAAACGACAGCUACACCAACUGCGGAAGAAACAACGGCUGCACCAACUAAGGAAGAAACAACAGCUACACCAACUGAGGAAAAAACAACAGCUUCACCAACCACUGUCAGCACCACAAAAAGUGUUACUUCGCCAAAGCCAACUGUGGAUAUCACAGACAGUCAUGGAGCUGAGAAUGGAAAUGGUAUUGAGAAUGGUAAUGGCACAGCUGUAAUCGGCAGAGGCGAACAGGGUGGCAACAAAACAGAUAACGGAACAGAGCAAUGUAAGGGGACUAUGUGCGAGGAUGGAAAGAUGUGCCGCAUUGUCGAAAAUAAAUCACCCGAAUGUUACUGUCCAACUGAAUGCAAUGACGAUCCCGAUCCCCACUGCUCUGUGUUUCUGGAAGAUUAUCACAACCUGUGCGAGGUUCAUCGCCACGCCUGUAGGAUGCAGAUCAACGUUGCUGUGAGGCACCGUGGACGAUGUGAAGCGUAUGCAAAGGGUCAGCAGAUCUCAAAACUGGUCGACGAGUCCUUCGUUCCAAUCAAUGAAUGUACCGAGGAAGAACUUCUACAGUUUGCAGAACGCUUCCUAGAAUGGGCAAUGAUAAAUAAAGAAAUUUAUGACAGUGAUGAUCCAGCAUCCCUUGAUCUUGAAGGUCUUGUCAACCAGGCAAGGCUGCUUGGAUUUACAUCGUUAGAGAAAACAGAAAUAUUGACGUUCCAAUUUGACGACAUCGAUUCAAACGGAGAUGGCUUUCUAGAUAAAGGUGAAGUUGAUGCUAUGAUGGCGCAUAUUCCUCACGAGGAAUGCCUGUUUGGGUUCAUGAUUUCGUCUGACUUGGACGGGGAUCACAAACUUAACAAAAAGGAAUGGUUUGACUCCUUCAAGUAUGUUGAAAAUGCAGUAGAAGAAGACGAAGAAAUAGACAGCUAACUUAUUAUAAUUAAUAACAAUAAUGAUAAUAAUAAUAAUAAUAACUAAUUGAUAACACAACCAACUAUCGCUCAGCGCUUUAGAAUGCUUUAGUUCGUUGCAACAUGAACGUUACCACGGCAGGCGAGGAAAGUUCGAAAUCUUAGCGAGUAAUGACGAAAGUCACGUCUGUAUAUUUCUCUCGAUGAAAGUGUUUAGAGUAACAGGUUUGGUUAAAAUGGAGCUUUCUAUAAGUGUUCAGCUCGGUGAAGUGUCAAAGCAACUCUUCCUCUGCCGUUAUGUUUGGAUUGUGAGUAGAUAUCUAAAGUUCAAAACGAUAACUUUUUCAUUCAAUUUCUUAUAUCCCUAAGUUACGUUAUAUUUUUAAACUAAGCACAGUAACUACGACUUCAUAGUACUUCAUAAUAUAAAUAGAAUUUGCGAUGCUUUUUCUAAUGGCUUUUUAGGAUUAUGCUGUAAUCAUUUUUGGACUGAUGAGUCAGGAUACAAGCAUAUGUCAAAUAAUUCCAAUGGCCAGUGAAUCUAUUUUAAAUUUCUAGUUGAUAUUCUGUCUCUCAUCACUCAAUCAGGAAGUGCUGGCCUGACAUGCAAUGCUACUCCCCUUCC
This is a messenger RNA of Pocillopora verrucosa, 11043 nucleotides long. The record is from RefSeq and is a predicted model, not a curated record. NCBI's taxonomy places the organism in Eukaryota, Metazoa, Cnidaria, Anthozoa, Scleractinia, Pocilloporidae.